Molecule: messenger RNA, 1759 nt
Organism: Amblyraja radiata (thorny skate)
Lineage: Eukaryota; Metazoa; Chordata; Chondrichthyes; Rajiformes; Rajidae
Gene: kras
Product: v-Ki-ras2 Kirsten rat sarcoma viral oncogene homolog
Exons: 6
Coding region: 294-863 (189 amino acids)
Biological process (GO): signal transduction
Cellular component (GO): membrane
Molecular function (GO): GTPase activity; GTP binding
Source: RefSeq, a predicted model, not a curated record
ACAUUGUCCUGGUGGCGUGCCCGUGGGCUGGGAUUGCAGCGAGUUGUGGAAGUGGCUGCAGCGGAGGCAAGGCGCUGCACUGAUUGCCCUUCACACUCACAGCCUGCUACUGCACACAGUAACCGCUGCAGCCAGCCAGAAUCUGCACGCCAGUCUCUGCCCAUCACUGCUAUGUUUUAUUCCUUGAGCUUCUUCUGACUGCGGCUUUUUUUUCCUCCUCUUCCCCCCCCCCCCCCUCCUCCCCACCCCCUUCCCCUUCUGAGUGCAGUUUCUGGCGGCAGCUGAUCCGGAAGAUGACUGAGUACAAGCUGGUGGUGGUGGGAGCAGGAGGUGUCGGCAAGAGCGCAUUGACCAUCCAACUCAUACAGAACCACUUUGUGGAUGAAUACGACCCCACGAUCGAGGACUCGUACAGGAAGCAGGUGGUCAUCGACGGGGAGACGUGUUUGCUGGACAUCCUCGACACGGCCGGCCAAGAGGAGUACAGCGCCAUGCGAGACCAGUACAUGCGGACCGGGGAGGGCUUCCUGUGUGUCUUCGCCAUCAAUAACACCAAGUCGUUUGAAGACAUCCACCAGUACAGGGAGCAGAUCAAACGGGUGAAGGAUUCCGAUGACGUUCCGAUGGUUUUAGUGGGGAACAAGUGUGACCUUCCGUCCCGGACUGUGGAGACACGGCAAGCGCAGGAUCUGGCCCGGAGCUAUGGCAUUCCUUACAUCGAAACCUCGGCCAAAACCAGGCAGGGGGUGGAGGACGCCUUCUACACCUUGGUCCGAGAGAUCAGCCAACACAAAGUGAGGAAGUCGAACCCGCCGGAUGAGAGUGGCCAGGACUGCAACAACUGUAAAUGUGUCCUCUUGUGACCAGGGUCCCUGGAGCAGCGGACAUACGGCCAUCGCUAUGCCGUGGGAGGGGCGGUGACGGGGGCUGGCGUGUGGGCGGUGCUGGAGUCGGGCAUGGCGCGGGGUCCCGUUCACCCAUACCCCUGCCCACCCUGGCCUCUGGAGAUACACAAACCUCUGCCCACCUCGUGACACUAAAUCGACCCCCAACACCACCCCCUCCCCUGGUGUCCACUGUGGCCACACACUGUCCCUCUUGGCACCCCAGACCCCAACUCCACACUGUGCCAGGGCUGCCCACCGCGGGCAGUGUGGACUUCACUGAAUUAGGGCCGCAGAUUGCUUGCUGGGACUGGAAACAGGCACGGGGGGGAGGGGGUGGAAUCGGAGGUGGGAGUGGGAGGUGUAGCAGUGGGGGAUGCUGAGAGCCGUUCUCUUUGUGAAUCAGCGAAGCAACUCUGAACCUCCCCCGUGGGCACUCUCCCCUGGCAUGGGCAGAGGUGCCCGAACCCAUGACACUUCCCCUCUGGCCAACCCCAACCCCCCCCCUCCUGCAUCCACUGGGACCCCCUCUCCUGCCCACACUAUUCCUCACACAGUCUCCGGUCGGUCAGGAUGGAGGGGUGUUCCACACUAUCCUCUCCCUCUCUGUAUUCCCUUCAUUGCCAAACUGAGCCCUGGGCAGGUGUUGACUCCUCUCUGGGGCAGUUCGAUCUCCUGAUUUCCCCAUCCCGGAGCCCCCGACGACACACGAUGCCCUCGGUCACCUGGUUUGGAGUGUUUUAGUCACUCCCGGUUGCCCGGGACUUCAGCCAGUGCCUGCAGCCAGCUUCCCUCUCCCUCUUUCUCUCUUUCUUGCUUUAUUUAACACGUUGUACAUUUCCAAGCUGAAAUAAAGAUGAUUUGAAAAGAAACUC